Molecule: messenger RNA, 1663 nt
Organism: Octopus bimaculoides (California two-spot octopus)
Lineage: Eukaryota; Metazoa; Mollusca; Cephalopoda; Octopoda; Octopodidae
Product: ankyrin repeat domain-containing protein 13D
Source: RefSeq, a predicted model, not a curated record
GUAUCUAAGCUAAGCGUAUCUGUGUAUUUUUUUUUUUACGACAGUCGACAGCCGGUACUAAGCGGGGUUCCUUCCUCCCGUCUGUGUUGUUUGCACCAGUUUUUGUUUUUGUUUGACGCUGAUGGCGUUGGUAGGUCGUCAGAUUUGGCACCUCUGACAUGUCUACAAGCAAGACGACGACAACGAUAUCGAGAAACUAUACCAGCAGUGAUAUCGAAAAGGAUUACCCUUUACACUGGCUCGUCUGGACCAAUAACUUUCAGGAGCUAGAAAAGGAGCUUUGUAAAAGUACGUGCAAUAUAGAAUCAUUAUGUCCAAGAGGUCGAACUCCACUUCAUUUGGCAGUCACUUUGGGUCACCUCGAAAGCGCUAAGAUUCUUAUGCAGCAUGGUGCCAACGCAAAUGCCGAGAAUGCAGCAUUCUGGUCAGUUCUUCAUGAAGCAACUGGCACAGGCGACCCGGAAUUGGUACAGUUAGCUCUGAAAUACAGAGACUUUCAGCGCUACAGUAAACGGUCGGCUGGAAUACCAGACUUACUGCAGAAGCUAAAAGAAUCCCCUGACUUCUAUGUUGAAAUGAAAUGGGAAUUUACAAGCUGGGUUCCACUGGUAUCUAGAGUGUGUCCAAGUGAUGUAUACAGAGUUUGGAAAAGUGGCUCCAAUGUACGUAUUGACACAACACUGCUGGGCUUUGACAGUAUGAAAUGGCAGAGAGGCAGCAGAAGUUAUAUUUUUAAAGGCAGAUGUCAAACUGCAACAGUGAUGGAAGUUGAUCAUGACAACCAGGAAGUCUAUUCAGAAACUAUACAAAUUCAGCAGAUGCCACUCAUGUCCUCCAUCCUUGAGCCGACUGCAGAGGAAGUUGCCGCUCGACUUACCUCUCCCAUCAUGACCACUUUUAUAGACACCGAUAAAAUAGCUUUUGAAAGGAACAAGUCAGGUAUAUGGGGUUGGCGAAGCGAUAGAUCUGAGGUUAUCAAUGGAUACGAAAGCAAGGUUUUCAGUGCCUCUAACGUGGAAUUGAUAACAAAGACUAGAACAGAACAUAUGACCGAAGACGACAAGGAACGCUGUAAGAAAGUGAACAAGACUCCUUUAGUGUCCUUCCUAGGGGUCGCUGAAGAAGAAAACAAAGCCCAGGGAGCCACCAACGGUGUAAGUAUAUUUGUCUGGCAGAUAAAUGAAACUUAUCCUCUUGAGGCGCAAUGGCCCAGUGAAAUUCCUUUGUUCCAUGUCCUUAAUGCAAGAAUCACUUUUGGAAACAUCUUUGGAGUCGAGAACCCAGUUGGAGGUGUCACAUGUAUUCAAGAUGAGAAAAUGUCCUGCUCCAUCGAUGAUUCUGUAUUUGAAUUGCCGGCCAACUACAACCGAGGUGGUGAUGCCAACCACGAGCGCUUGACCCUGCGUUCCGAUGACGAAGAAUUGCUCCAAUAUGCCAUCCAACAGAGUAUGAUUGAAGUCGGCACGGAAAACGACCAGGUAAAUUGCCCGAUUGAAUCUCCUGCUGAUCCUUAUGUCACAUUCUGGGAAGCUCUGAACAAGAGCCGGCCUUCUACCAAUAAUUCAAGCAUUGAAGAAGAACGCUGGCUACAGAGGUAAGUGGCAUUUUUGGCUUCUUCACUCACGAGAAGCUUGCUUGUGACAGCAUACAUAUGUACAUACAU